UACAAGGGUAGUACACAUUACCCAAAGUCCAAACCAAACUAACCAAUUCCCAUUUUUCCCCCUUUCACCCUCCUCCUUCUCAUCAUCCAAUCCAAAAAGCCCAUACUUAAUCAACAAUCAUCUUCUCUCAAAUUCUUCCUCCAAGAAACUCAAAUCAAAGCAAAAAUGAUGCACAUGACGUUUUACUGGGGUAAAAAAGUGACAAUUUUAUUCGAUUUCUGGAGAACCGAUUCAUGGACAAGCUAUGCAAUCACUUUACUUGCUUGUUUUAUCUUCUCCGUAUUUUACCAAUACAUGGAAGAUCGUCGUCAACGCUUCAAGAUUCUGUCUAUCGCGAAUUCCAAGAAAAACAACUACCCUUCUCCAACACCACCGCCGCCUAACGCGGCCGUGAAUGCACCACUUCUUUACACUUAUCCGGCGGUGGGCGGUAAGUGGAAUUCUGCAAGAUUUGCUACUGCGAUACUCUUUGGAGUUAAUUCGGCUAUUGGGUAUUUUCUUAUGUUGGCUAUUAUGUCGUUUAAUGGUGGUGUUUUUAUUGCUGUUGUUCUUGGUUUGUCGACUGGGUAUUUGCUGUUUAGGACUGGUGAUGAUGAUGAUGUUGUUGUUGAUAAUCCGUGUGCCUGUGCUUGAAAUGAAUGGAAGGUGUUAAUGUUUUGUUGUAAUGGGGUUGGUUUCUUGUUUUUGUGUGGAGAAAUGAUAAUGAAAAUGUUUUUCCUUUUUUGGGGUUUUGAAUGUGUGGUUUUCGAGUCUUGUUGAUGUUUUACAUUUCCUUCUGUUGUUGUGUUUCUGGAUCUCAAUAUAAUUUUACAUUUCUUUCUGUCA
Lycium ferocissimum is the source of this 825-nucleotide messenger RNA. RefSeq names its product copper transporter 5. Gene Ontology annotation, cellular component: plasma membrane. Gene Ontology annotation, molecular function: copper ion transmembrane transporter activity. Gene Ontology annotation, biological process: copper ion transmembrane transport; intracellular copper ion homeostasis. Lineage: Eukaryota; Viridiplantae; Streptophyta; Magnoliopsida; Solanales; Solanaceae. The transcript has a single exon. Bases 166 to 633 code for a protein of 155 amino acids. The record is from RefSeq and is a predicted model, not a curated record.